Molecule: messenger RNA, 1414 nt
Organism: Theobroma cacao (cacao)
Lineage: Eukaryota; Viridiplantae; Streptophyta; Magnoliopsida; Malvales; Malvaceae
Gene: AN3
Product: SSXT family protein
Source: RefSeq, a predicted model, not a curated record
AGAGAGAGAGAGAGAGAGAGCUUUCAAAGAGCUGAGUGAGAAGCUCACCCUUCAUUGUCUCUCUUCUGUCUUUGUUUUCUCUCUGUGACAUUGAAACUAAGGAAAAAAACUGAGAAAGAAAGUGAAAAUUCAUAGAAAAAAGCCAAAGGGUAUCUCUGUAUUUGUCUCUCUCUUUCUUUGCAUUUUGCAGUGAUUCUACUCUUUCAGCUCAGUGUGUUUUGGAGUGAGAUAGUUUUCUUUUUUUUUUUUUUGUUCAUAGAAAGAGAGAGAGAGAGAGAGAGAAAAUAUAUACUUAUAAAGUUUUUUCUUUUUCUUUUUCUGUUCUUUUUGAGAGAGUGUGUGUGGAUAUAAAGAAAGAAAUGCAGCAGCACCUGAUGCAGAUGCAGCCCAUGAUGGCAGCUUAUUAUCCCAACAACGUCACUACUGAUCAUAUUCAACAGUAUCUGGAUGAGAACAAGUCAUUGAUCUUAAAGAUUGUUGAGAGCCAGAAUUCAGGGAAAUUGAGUGAAUGUGCUGAGAACCAAGCAAGGCUGCAGCGAAACCUCAUGUACCUGGCUGCAAUUGCAGAUUCUCAACCCCAACCACCAAACAUGCAUGCCCAGUUUCCUUCCAGCGGUAUUAUGCAGCCAGGAGGACACUAUAUGCAGCACCAACAAGCUCAACAGAUGACACCACAAUCACUUAUGGCUGCACGGUCCUCCAUGUUGUAUGCUCAGCAGCCAUUUUCAGCCCUGCAACAACAACAAGCUUUGCACAGUCAGCUUGGCAUGAGCUCUGGUGGAAACACGGGCCUUCAUAUGCUGCAAAGUGAGGCUAGCACUGCAGGUGGCAGUGGAGCACUUGGGGCAGGAGGGUUUCCUGAUUUUGGACGUGGCUCUUCUGGAGAAGGCAUGCAUGCUGGCAGGGCAAUGGCAGGUGGAAGCAAGCAAGAUAUUGGGAGUUCAGGGUCAGCUGAAGGUCGUGGAGGGAGCUCCGGAGGUCAGGGUGGUGAUGGGGGUGAAACCCUUUACUUAAAAGCAGCUGAUGAUGGGAAUUGAGAGGUAAGAAUGGUGGACCGUCUUUAGGAGAGUUAGCUAGGAAGAUCAAUUUAGGGAGAAAAAAAGACUAAAUAGUAAAGAAAAUUUUUUGCUCAUGGAACUUGUUCCUGGUGCAAAAAACAAUGUUAGGACCUAGCCACAGACCUUUCGGCUUUGUGUUUUCUAGUGUGCGACAAGUGCAUCCUAUGGUAAUUUAACAUGUAAAUUUGUAGGGUAUCAUGGUUCUACUUGCCUUAUUUGUGUUUCACUUGAGUGUGGUAUCAGUUUCAUUAUGACUCUCUGUUUGGACCAUGUUUCAGUAGAUGAAUUUUGAUGGUCAUUUACAGAGAUUGGAAAUGAAAAAUGUCAAACUGCCUUGCUUUCCCUUUUGCAGCCAA